Anguilla anguilla (European eel) is the source of this 4961-nucleotide messenger RNA. It is a transcript of the gene impa2, whose product is annotated as inositol monophosphatase 2. Gene Ontology annotation, biological process: signal transduction; inositol metabolic process; phosphatidylinositol phosphate biosynthetic process. The coding region runs from base 1582 to 2595 and encodes 337 amino acids. NCBI's taxonomy places the organism in Eukaryota, Metazoa, Chordata, Actinopteri, Anguilliformes, Anguillidae. The transcript has 8 exons. The record is from RefSeq and is a predicted model, not a curated record. Gene Ontology annotation, molecular function: inositol monophosphate 1-phosphatase activity.
GUUACAAGAACAAAGUGUGAUCGUUCGAUCUGUUUCACGGAAAGAUUUCGGUGUAACUGUAUAUUGUAUGACGGUUACAUAAAUUGUUGUCGGUGUGAUUUAAACAUGAUUGGUCGUACACAUUAGUCCGCAAUUACAUAGUUAAUUUGAAUCAGUAGAGUUCUUAAUAUGCUAUUUUGAGAUACAUUUUCAUAAUGGUUGAAAUUAUUAUCAUUCCCGAGCCAUCAAACAACAGUUAUUUGUGACCUAGUCGACAUUAUCCGCCCGCCUACCGUAGCCUAUAUCAUCGUAGCCUGUCUUACCAUAUUCUUUGUUUUAAUCUUACUGUAGCUACAUAACAACGUCGUCUAUACCAAAUUAGCGUCUGUGGUUAUUAAAUAUGUUUUCCAUCAUUUAUUUUGCGCAUUUGUUUAUUGACAUUCAUUUUAAAAUGCACCAGGCCCAUUAGCAGUAAAAAGUACAAGUAGGUUUAUUUUUCACAUUGCAUGACGUAUGGUCUCUUUUCGACCCCAGUACAGCUUGAAGCUUCUCAUGUUUAAGGUGACUGCUAUAUUCCGUGGGCACCCUAGCUGAUCUAUAUUGACCAGUAUGAGUCUACCUGAAAAACGCAGCAUAACAAAUUAUGCUGAACUGCAGGCGUGCUGAAAUGUUUAUAGACCUGCCCUCCGUAGCUGUAAGAUUCUUAUCUCGUUGUGAUCACCCAGAACUAGGACGCUGUUGCAUUUGGCAGCCAAUCUCUCAGUUUCAUUUCAGUUCUUGUGAGUGAGACUCUUGUUUACUUGCAUAAUGCAAUUAUAAUAUAAUGUAUUUAAUUUAUUAACCUGAAAUGAUUCUUUCGUAAUACUGUUAAAUUGGGCUUAUCAGGCCUUCAUCAUAGAUUAAGUUUUCUUGUAACUGAUUGAGUUUAAUGAUUAGCUUUAGUUUUCCCUAAGGCACAAGCCAACCUUAACCCUACUCAAUCAGCCAAAUGCAUACAUGUGAAAAGAAAGGCAGGCCGUGCAUUACUUGGCAGUUCUGAUGUGCUCACAUAUUCAUUUAAAGAAAAAAUGAAUGAAAGUCUGGCCACCCUAUUUUUCUAAAACAGUCUAAAACAAUUUCAAAACAACCUGGAAGUUUUAUUGGAUCCUGUGCUGUGAAUGGAUGAUCACAUUACCACAGUGGUCAAGGCAUUUUUUUGUAUUUUAACUCGCAAAAUUAUACAAAUUUUAGGCCAAUUUCGUCUAAAUUCCACAAUUCUGGUACACGCCUUUAUAAUGUUAAAGCUGGAUUAUAGUAUGCUGUGGCAUUAUCUGCCGGAGUACAUGUCCACACAUGCCACUCAGAACAUAUCAUUCCUAUCUUUAGGCCAGACUUCAUGUUAAAUCCGGGGUUGAAUUUGAAGUGUUGCUUAGUGGCUAUAAAGCAUGGUAUGGCCUUGGAUCUUGUUACCUGCAUGAUCUGACUGAGCCUUAUUUUCCCACACGCUCCCUGCAUUCAACAAUUUCUUUGUGGCGGCUGCCUGUUGCUUAAAAGCAGCUGGAGGACGAACUUUUAGCUGGUCUGCAUCUUGUCUCUGGAAAUACAUUUUGAGCCAUAUCAGAGAUGGUCAGGGAAGCAGUCAAACAGGAAAAGCGUGUGAGCACCAAGAGCACACCGGCUGACCUGGUGACAGAGGCUGACCGUCAGGUAGAGGAAGUGAUCAUAUCCACCCUCAGAGAGAGGUUCCCAUCACACAGAUUCAUUGGUGAGGAGUCAUCUGCUGCUGGGGAAAAAUGCAUUCUAACAGACAGCCCCACCUGGAUAAUUGAUCCCAUUGAUGGAACCUGUAAUUUUGUCCACAGUUUUCCCAUGGUGGCCGUAAGCAUUGGAUUUGCAGUGAGAAAAGAGCUUGAAUUUGGCGUCAUAUACCAUUGCUUUGAAGAGACCUUGUACACUGCUAGGAAAGGCCAUGGGGCAUUUUGCAAUGGUCUAAGGCUUCAGGUAUCAAAGGAAAAAGAUGUGUCCAAAGCCCUGAUUUUAACAGAAAUAGGAGCCAAGAGAGACCCCAAAACACUCAAGAUCUUUUCAGGAAACAUUGAGAAGUUUCUGAGUGCACCUACUCAUGGGCUCAGGAUAAUUGGCAGCUCCACACUGUCACUGUGCUACAUAGCCACUGGAGCAGCUAAUGCCUAUUACCAGUAUGGGCUGCAUUGCUGGGACAUUGCGGCAGCGGCGGUCAUCAUCCGGGAAGCUGGGGGAGUGGUGAUUGACACCUCAGGCGAGUUUUGUCUGCACAGGGCAAAAAGUGGGGACCCCUCGACCUCAUGUCCCGCCGGGUCAUCGCGGCGGGGACCCAGGAGAUCGCCAGUUUCAUCGUCCAGCAGCUGGAGCCAAUCAGCUACGAGCGAGACGACCACGACGUUGGCGCCCAGUCGUUGUAGACUGAACGUAGACUUGGGACCAGUUCCCCGUCUCUCAUUCUCAGCCUCUUACCUCCAAUCAGAAAAUCCUGCCAAACCUGGAAUCAGUCCUGUACACAGUAAAAUUGUCAGUGUUCAGUCAACUCUUUCCAAGUACGUAUGGUCCCUAGUGGACUCAAAUGUACUUUUAGAGUUGAAUUUUUACUGUGUACCAUAACCUGGGACCUCAUACACAAAUCAACUGUAUAUCUGGUGAAUACUACAGCACCUACUUGUUGAGCUGUAAUAUGAUUUUAAAAAAUUUAAUACUUUCCUUUUCUAUGGAAAAUAUUGAGUUCAUCCAGUUUUCAAUCCAUAACUUUUUUUAUGUGCACAUAGUUUAUGUGGUGUCUCACUAAAGUAAUGUAAUGGAUUAAUGAUAUCUUUCUGAAUGCUUCCCUAAUAAUAGGAGGUCAUUCUCUUAUUCUAAGCUGAUUUUCAUUUCAAGCCAUGCAACUAAAAAAUGAAGCUUGAAGAGAUUUAGAUUUAGAGCAAUACACACACACACACACACACACACACACGGGUGAUGAAUACAAAUUACAAUGUGCACAGUAAAAGGUCCAGUGUUAAUUGAACUCUAACAGAGUACAUAUGGGGUCUAGUAGGGACCAUAUGUGCUCUAAAAGAGUUGAUUGAACACUGUACAUUUUACUGUGCACAUUGCACAACUUUAAUAGGAAAUUUAGGAGCACUACUUAGUGAUUUUUUAAAUGGAGUAGAAUUUUUUAUUUUGCUGAAAAUGUGUCAUAAUUUGACAUGAAACUAUUUGGAACUCACACCUUUUUAAGUAUUUGUUUAUUAUAUCAAGUUGGGAUCUUAUUCCUUGCAUACGCUAUGCUGUGUUGCCUGAUGAGUAGGCUAUUUGUGGAUACAAAUUCAUAUUAGGACUAUUGAAAAAAGAACAGUAGUAGAAACAUAAUGUAUGAGGUUUAUACUGGUGCUUGUUCUACAAUGUUACAAAACUAGAAGUCUCCAGGUAUCUUUAGAUUUAAUAUAAUUGUAAAAUGUGAAAACAGGAUAAUAGUCAGUACUAUAGUUAGUGAUGCCAUUGCACUGAUUGAAAUUUCCCACAGAAUAGUGUCUGUUAAUUAAAUUUUGCUUUAGUUUAUAUUUGUCAAAGAACAAAAGUAAGAGCUGUAAUUGAUGGCUAAUGUCUGUUUUAAGUAUUUUUCUGAAAUUAAAAAAUAUAAUGGGAAUAAUUGAUAAUAAUAAUUUAGAUAAUUAGAAAACAAUAUAUAAAAAACUUUCACUCUUAUUGUCCUCUCUUACAUUCCCACCCAAAAUAAAAAUUAUUUCUAAAAAAUAAUUAAAAUAAAUAUAAAGUAAAAGGAAAUAAUUAAUAUUAUUCCUUAGCACUUUAAACAUUAUUUAAAUUUAAAAUAGAUAAUAGUACUAAUAUUAAAUAAGAAUAUGGUCGUCCCUGUAACUGUCAUGAGCUGGAAAUGCAAAUAUUGUGAUACUCUAUUCAUCCGUUUUAAAAGAAAGCUAAACAUUUAAAGAAAGCCCAUCUUCUCUUUGAUGAAACCAAGGAAAGGAAUACAUGAUUUUGCAGAGCUUCAUUUACACAGUCUUUUAAAGAUGGGUUGGGUUUUUGGUUAUAAACGCCUCCUUUAUUGUGGUAGAGAAAUAGUGGUAUUGUAUUCAACAGUGGUGCAUGUUGCAAACAGCAUCAACAUAAUCCUUGGCAGUAAUGGCAUUACUUGUAUUCAAUUAUGUGAAUUUAUCUGUUUUUAUGAAUGCUGAACCAUCAACAAGAGUCUGUGGAAAUUUGUCUUUAUCAUCAGUUGGGUAACCUGCCCAACAAGGAUCUUUUCUGUGUGCAGUCCAAUUAUGUUCCAAAUAGAUAAAGUUCUCUAGUAUGCCAUUGAACAGAAUUCAAGGCACAGAUGCACCUGCUAAAUCAUUGGUAUCUUUUUGGAAGUUUGAGGAUAAUCCCUGAAAAUAAUUAUCAGCAUUACUGAAUGUCAAAUACAACUUUUUAAAAUAUUUAUCCAAUAAGGAAAUUUUUGUGCAAAGUCAAUCAGAAUUUAAAAAUUAAACCCAAAGAACCUACCAGCCACACCCUAAGUCAGUGACCUUUCAAUGGUUACAAACCACAAUCAGUGCCUUCCAAAGUGUCAUUCAGCAUGAUACUAAUCAGUCUGACAAGGAUUACUGCACAGUAAAACCUUCAGUGUUAAAUCAACUUGUAGAGUACAUAUGACCCCUACUGGACUCAUAUAUACUCAUUUAGAGUUGAAUUAACACUGGACAUUUUGCUAUGUGGCAGCAGCAGCAAAAGCAAAGCAGGAGAAACUUGCAAAAGGAAAACACAUUUUAUUAAACUGUAACUUGCUUUGUAUGAAAAUAGACUUUGGGGGCUAAAAUCAAUUAGGUCGAAUUACUGUUUUCCUGGAAGGGAAGUGUGAAUUUUAAAGAACUUCAAAACAACAAGGCAGAGGCAAGGCCAUAAAUGCUUUGGUGACUAUCUUGGACCGCCUCUCUAUACUAAUGGAAAUAUACAGAAUUGUUUUAUGGAAAUAAAAUACAAAUAAAUUGCAA